AUUUCCCAUAAUGCUUCUCGCUUCAGAAUAUACGUGUUUCUUUUGCGACCAGCUUUCAUGCGCAGAAGUUGACCUACAGUCUCUGAAGAAAAUGGCAGCAUUAGGACUGGGGCUGCAGGUGCGUCAAUUCAGCACGUCGGUUCUCCGACAAGCUUUGAUCAGGCCCCCUAUCGACGUGUAUGGGGUCGGAGGUCGCUAUGCCACAGCCCUGUUCUCUGCUGCCAGCAAGCAGAAGAAACUGGAACAAGUAGAGAAGGAGAUGAGGACGUUGUCGGCUCUGAUCAAGGACCCCAAGCUGUCCAGUAUUGUGAUGAACCCUCAUGUCAAGCGCAGCCUCAAGCUGAAGUUCUUUGGUGAUGCCAUGAUGAAGGCAAAUCUCUCCCCAAUAACAGUUAACCUCAUCACUGUGUUGGCAGAUAAUGGCCGUCUGACCCUGACCGCAGAUGUAGUUGGCGCCUUUGCGAAAAUGAUGAGUGCUCACCGUGGCGAGGUCAUCUGCACUGUCACCACCGCACAUCCCCUGGAUGAGGCUAACCUGGCAGAGCUGAAGGUGGCUCUGAACGGCUUCCUGGCAAAGGGAGAGACACUCAUAUUAGAGACCAAGUCUGAUGCCUCCAUCCUGGGUGGUAUGAUUGUCAGCAUAGGAGAUAAGUAUGUGGACAUGUCCACCAAGACAAAGAUCCACAAACUGACCAAGAUCAUCAGAGAUAGUUAAGUCCAUUGCCCCGUCCAGAGUCAUGGGAAUGUUUCUCUGCUUCCUGCCACCUAUACAGCGCUAUGUCCGCUAAAAUCCUGUCUAGUUGUGUUCGUAAUAAAAUAUUCUGUAACAUACAAA
Oncorhynchus keta (chum salmon) is the source of this 835-nucleotide messenger RNA. Its product is annotated as ATP synthase subunit O, mitochondrial-like. Lineage: Eukaryota; Metazoa; Chordata; Actinopteri; Salmoniformes; Salmonidae. Gene Ontology annotation, biological process: proton motive force-driven mitochondrial ATP synthesis. Gene Ontology annotation, molecular function: proton-transporting ATP synthase activity, rotational mechanism. The transcript is spliced from 7 exons. The record is from RefSeq and is a predicted model, not a curated record. Bases 11 to 715 code for a protein of 234 amino acids.